AUGGCAGAGCCAAAGCCCACCGCCCUCACCCUCGCCAAAGAUUUCGUCGAGGCACUGCUCGCAGGCAGUCACGAUCAUGGCUUCGACUACGAGCUCUGCAAAGCUAUGACUGUGGUUUCAGCAUCACUGGACCCCAAUCCUCGGGCCGUGACUCGCCUGACCGUCACUCUUGCUAUGUGCAAUCUUUCCGGCACUUUGCAUGGAGGUGCGAUCAGCACUUUAUUCGACGUAUGCACCACGGUGGCUUUGGCAACAGCGAGGAGGGAAGGAUUCUGGGAGAUGGCUGGUGUGACAAGAACACUCAGCACUACAUGCCUCCUACCAGUGUUCCCGGGGGAGGAAAUCGAGAUUGUAGGAGAGGUCGUGCAGAUUGGUAAGAAGCUUGCCCACAUUAUCGCCAAGAUGACGCUGGUCAGGAACGCGGCGAUUUUCGGUCGGACUUCGAAAUUGUGA
This is a messenger RNA of Letharia lupina, 453 nucleotides long. RefSeq lists its product as uncharacterized. The record is from RefSeq and is a predicted model, not a curated record. Bases 1 to 453 code for a protein of 150 amino acids. The transcript is spliced from 3 exons. Lineage: Eukaryota; Fungi; Ascomycota; Lecanoromycetes; Lecanorales; Parmeliaceae. Gene Ontology annotation, molecular function: fatty acyl-CoA hydrolase activity.